GCCAGCACCACCAACAUGCCGCACCACAACAUCGUCUGCGAGUGGCUGCGCACCAUUGGACUGGCGAGCUACGGCGAAAGUUUUCUGGAGAAUGGCUAUGAUGAGUUGGAGAUCUGCAAGCAGAUCGGUGAGAUCGAUCUGGAUGCCAUCGGGGUGGAUAAUCCUUCGCAUCGGGGAAAGCUUCUGAAAAGUGUGCGAAUGCUGAGAGAGAAAGGCGCUGCCAUUGUCUAUGUGCUUAUCAACGACCCCAAGGCUCUGAGCAGCAGCAACGAGAUUCUGGCCUCCGACUGUGAUACGCCGGUGACCAUGAAGGAGCUGGAGGCGGUCAUGAAGCGGCACCUCGAGGCAGAUGGCAUUCGACUUACGGCUCAUCCGUACUCCACGCCGGAGGGCAAACGUGGCUAUCUGGAGGGCCUGGCCGCCCAUUACAGCAAACAGAUCAACAUGCCCUACGACGACGUGCUGGACGCCAUCGAGCAGGUGCGUUUGUCCAAGUGGAAAGAGCGCCACGUGCGCAUCUCCACGGGGCACACACUGUCCCGCCGGAUGGCUGGGCCCAGCAGCAGCAGCGGAACGGGCCUGGUCGGUUCUUCGGUGAUGCCCACCAGCCAUAGCCAGCCGCUGUAUGUGCCCGGCAAGUACUUGCCCUCCAGUUGCCUGUCAAAUCGCGAAGAGAACGAGAUCUACAGCUAUACGCAGAAUGAUUUGGCCAAUCGCAUGGCCCGCAACGCCAUCGACUCCAAGUCGGCUCUCAAUCUGAACGGAAUGCAGCACAGUUACCCGGGAGCACGGACCAAUUUCUUUUACGACUUUUCGGCAACAGAGGGCCGGAACAAGCACAAACAGCGGCGAACGGUCUUUGCCAGGUUUUUGCAGGGCCUCCGGCAGAGUGGAGAUGAGCUGAACGCCACGGAGGGAAUGCAGUUAAAGACCAAUGAACGCCUGAGAAACUGCAGCACGAUGAAGCGACCGGAACCGCAUCAGGACUUUGAAAAGACCAUACAGAGACUAAAGACACAGAAGGCUGCCCAAAAGAAGCCAGCCAGUGCUCCCUUGGAAAUGGCUUUGCACGACCGGAACAAGGAGGUGGCCCACACCCAUGUCAACGAGAUGCCGCUCAAUAAUUAUACGAAGCAUCCCUAGGAUUCGGCCCUGAGCAGCGCAGCUGCUUAGAUCUCAAAAUCCAGGAUAACCAGCAAACAAACACAAACACAAACAUACACUCACUUAUAUAAAUUGUUGAAUCAAUCAUUAUUCUCAAUCAGGUGAUACACAAACUUAAGCAAGACAGGAUCAUAAUCUAAAGGAUGAGGCUAAAUAGGAAAAGGAAAUAUAAGCAGGCCAACGAAGCAAUAUUAAUGCACUCAUAACUCAUAAAUAGCCAUAGGAAUAAUAUCUGCAAGUGUUGAGUUUAACUUACCUAUAGGACUAAUUGACAAACCCAACCUGAUCAACACCACCCAGAGCCCACUGUAUAGUCACCUGACCAUUAAUGAACAGUAAGCCUAGUCUAAGCAGCACUUCACCUCCCCCUUCCAAACCAAUACUACUAUAAACUGCACAGAGAAGAAAUCUAGCCGAAACAAAAUCACUUCAUUUUUACUAUAUAUAUAUAUUCUAAAACUAACUAAGAAAUCUCCAAUAUAAAAGAAAAUUGAAAGAAGUCUUUUAAAAAUCUUUGAAGAACUUUGCUUUAAGUCCUGCAAAGAUUUCUAGAACAAACUCAACAUAAAAACUAUUUCUGAUAAACCACUUAUUUUUCUCUGUGUGCGUACUCCCCCAUCCAACCAGAAUCAAUCUCGAAAUGCUCUUGCCCCGAAGUCUAUCGGCAAUUAUUUGAACACCCCGAGAAAGCCGCCGCAGCAGCAGUCUGCGAAUGCAUCGACAACUGGCCGGGGGAAUGUUGACAAAACGCAAAAAUCCAACAAGCUUAACG
Drosophila eugracilis is the source of this 1936-nucleotide messenger RNA. RefSeq lists its product as uncharacterized. Bases 16 to 1143 code for a protein of 375 amino acids. The record is from RefSeq and is a predicted model, not a curated record. NCBI's taxonomy places the organism in Eukaryota, Metazoa, Arthropoda, Insecta, Diptera, Drosophilidae. The transcript has 6 exons. Gene Ontology annotation, molecular function: protein binding.